UAGGUCGCACAAUGUAAGAAGUGACCAGGCAACUAUUUGAAGUCUCCAGCCCUAAUACCUGUGGUAACUAUGGGAUUUUACCCUGCUGUUUGACCCGGGGAAGGAAUCUUUGAACCCGCUUGUGUGUGGUGGUUUUAUUUCUGAUUGUCUACUGUCAAUCUCGGGAAGGAGGGAGUACAGAGAGAGAAACAUGGGCUGUGCCAAGUCAAAAGAUUCUGCGGACUUGCAAGAAAAAAGCUUAAAUGAUCAUGUGCAUAAAACUCAAACAGCUCUUUAUGUGAAAGACCCUACAUCCAAUUCUCCUAACAGAAAUAACUCUCCAUCUAAGCAUGAUUCUUCAGAAGGAUCAGAUGAUGUGCUGGUAGUUGCUCUUUAUGACUAUGAAGGCAUCCAUGAAGGGGACCUGAGUUUUAAGAAAGGAGAAAAAGUGAGAGUGAUCUCGCAGCAAGAUGAGUGGUGGCUGGGAGUAUCUUUAGUAACUGAUCAGAAAGGUUAUAUUCCAAGCAACUAUUUUGCCAGAGUUAACUCACUUGAAACUGAAGAGUGGUUCUUCAAAGGUGUCAGUAGAAAGGAUGCAGAGAGACAGCUUCUGGCAUCAGGAAAUAAGUGCGGUUCAUUUAUGAUAAGAGAUAGUGAAACAACCAAAGGUAGUUACUCCCUCUCUGUUCGAGACUAUGAUCCUUCAGUGGGUGACACAGUAAAACAUUACAAGAUACGUACUCUGGACAAUGGUGGCUUCUACAUCUCUCCUCGAAUAACAUUCACCACUUUGACUGAACUAGUUAACCAUUAUAAGAAACAAGGAGAUGGAUUGUGUCAGAAGCUAACAAAGCCUUGCAUUAGUGAAAAACCUCAAAAACCAUGGGAGAAAGAUGCCUGGGAAAUACCAAGAGAGUCGCUCAGACUAGACAAAAAACUUGGAGCAGGACAGUUUGGAGAAGUAUGGUUGGCUACAUUCAAAAAUCACACCAAAGUGGCAGUGAAAACCAUGAAGCCAGGUACCAUGUCAGUGGAAGCCUUCCUCAUGGAAGCUAACCUCAUGAAGGCUCUUCAGCAUGACAAGUUAGUGCGGCUCAAUGCCGUGGUUACGAAAGAGGAGCCCAUAUACAUCAUCACGGAGUAUAUGUCCAAAGGAAGCUUAUUAGAUUUCUUGAAGAGUGAUGAAGGGAACAGAUUACAGUUACCCAAACUGAUUGAUUUUUCAGCUCAAAUUGCAGAAGGAAUGGCCUAUAUUGAAUCCAAGAAUUACAUACACAGAGAUUUGAGGGCUGCCAAUAUCUUAGUGUCUCACACGCUGGUUUGCAAGAUCGCUGACUUUGGCCUAGCCAGAAUAAUUGAAGAUAAUGAAUAUACAGCCAGAGAAGGUGCCAAAUUUCCCAUUAAAUGGACAGCACCAGAAGCCAUUAACUUUGGAUCAUUUACAAUCAAAUCCGAUGUGUGGUCCUUUGGAAUCGUUCUCAUGGAAACUAUCACAUAUGGCCGAACUCCAUAUCCAGGAAUGUCAAACCCGGAUGUGAUCCGCUCACUAGAACAUGGCUAUCGAAUGCCACGUCCAGAUAUGUGCCCCGUAGAGCUGUAUGACAUUAUGAUGAAGUGCUGGAAGAACAAAGCAGAGGAACGUCCCACUUUUGAGUACUUGCAGAGCGUUCUUGAAGACUUCUUUACAGCAACAGAGAGCCAGUACCAGCAGCAGCCAUAAUGAAGUGCCGAUAUGAACACAAUUGAACAAUGCAAAAAAAGUAACUCAAAACAUCCGUUUUUAGUUUUGACUCAUUAAGAUCUGCACUUGCAUUUUUGCACCACAUCCAAAGAAUGAAUCAUUUUUAACAUUAUUAACUGUAGUCAAUGUGUUUUCAAUGUUAAAUAUUUUCAAUGACAUUUUUUAAUGUGUAGUAACAAAUAUUCUAAAAAAUCUUUUAAAAAUCGUCAGUUCUUGGAAGGCUGAACAAAAGGUUUAUUUUUGCUGAAAUAAUGUUUAAAAUAAUAUUGGUACUGUAUAUUCAUUGUCAUCACAAUUUAUUUUUUAUUGUGCACUAUUUUUAUACUGAAGGCAGUACUCCCAUGUCAGAUUCUUGGCUAUAGUCCCUUAGGCAACUAUAUCGAUUAGAUAUUUCAUAAAUAGAAAAAUAAUUGAAUUAUUUCCGAACCACAUAAGGAUCUCAUAACAUGGAGUGUUUCUUUAACAUACAUAGUUGUUGUAGUCACCUACACAGUGAUUAUAGGAAAUAACUUAAUCUAUUUGUAAAAAUCUUGAAUCAUAUAUUCCCAAAAUCUGUAGAGUAUAGAGAGUUGCUUAAAAAAUAACAGAAGCAUUUGAUGAUCACAAAUAUUUUCAAAAAACCAUAAGACAUAGGAGCAAAUUUAGGCCAUUCAUUGCAUCGAGUCUGCUCGGCCAUAGGAUCAUGGCUGAUUUAUUUUCCCUCUCAGCCCCAUUCUCCUGCCUUCUCCUCAUAACUGUUAAUGUCCUUACAAAUCAAGAACCUGUCAAUCUCCACUUUGAAUAUACCCAAUGUUUUAAAUAUUCCCUAUGUACCUAUAUACGUAUAUCUAUCAGCAGAUCAACUAGCCUGUGGAAGGACAAGAGUUAACAAUAAAGGUCCAAGAAUGUGCAUCUGAUCAUCUGAAUGUUUCCAGCAUUCUGUUUUUUUUUUGGUUUCAGAUUUCCAGCAUCUGCAGUAUUUUUGAUUUUGGUCCAUAUUACCAUUCUGCUCAUCAGCAUUGUGAGGCUUCCAUAAAAGAAUGUUUAGCUUUAGACCAAAAAAACGACAGAAGUAGAAUUAGGCCAUUUGGCCAAUUGAGUCUGUUCCAUUAUUUGAUCAUGGCUAAUUUAUUUUCCCUCGCAACCCAAUUCUCCUAUGUUCUCCCAGCAUCCUGUGACACCCUUACUAAUCAAGAACCUAUCAACCUCUACUUUAAAUAUACCCAUUGACUUGCCUUCCACAGAUUAACACCCUCUGGCUAAAAAGAAAUUUCUCCUUAUUUCUGUUCUAAAAGGUCAUCCUUCCAUUCUGAGGCUGUGCCCUCUGGUCUCAGACUCUUCCAUUAUUAGCAACAUCUUCUCCAAGCCCACUCUAUCCAGGCCUUUCUGUAUUCAGUAGGUUUCAAUGAGAUUUCCCCUCAUUCUUGUAAACUCCAGUGAAUACAGGCCAUCAAACACUCCUUGUAUGUGAAUUCUUGCAUUCUUGUAAACCUCCUCUGGGCACACUCCAAUGGCAGCACAUCAUUUUUUUUUUACAUGAAGGCCAAAACUGUUAAUAUACUCCAAAUGUGGUUUCCCCAAUGCCUUAUAAAGCCUUAUAAGGCAUUACAUCCUUAUAAAAUGUUACAUCCUUGCUUUUAUAUGCUAGUCCUGAUUAAAUGACUGUUAGCAUCACAUUUGCCUUCCUUACAACUGACUUAACCUGCAAGUUAACCUUUAGGAAAUCCUGCACCAGGACUUCCAAAUCCCUUUGCACCUCCAAUUUCUGAAUUCUCUCCCCAUUUAGAAAAUAGUCUAAGCCUUUAUUCCUUCUACCAAAGUACAUGACCAUAUGCUUCCCUAUACUAUAUUCCAUUUGUCAGCUCUCUGCCCAUUCUCCAAAUCCGUUUAAGUCCUUCUGCAGACUUCUACUUUCUCAACACUAUCUAUGGCUUUACCUAUCUUGCUCACAAAGCCAUUAAUUCUGUCAUCUGUCAUUCUGUAAUAUAUAACAUAAAUAUUUGUAGACCCAACACUGACCAUUGCAGAACACCACCUGUCACCGGGAGCCAACCAGAAAAGGCCCGCUUGAUUUCCACUCUUUGCCUUCUGCCACUCAGCCACUCUUCUAUCCAUGUUAGUAUCUAUUCUGUAAUGCCAUGGGAUCUUAUCUUGUUAAGCAGCCUCAAGUAUGACACCUUGUCAGAGGCUUUCUGAAAAUCCAAGUAAACAACAUCCACUGAUUCUUCUUUGUCUAUCCAGCCUGUUACUUCCUCAAGAAUCCAACAGAUUUGUCAGGCAGAUUUCCCCUUAAGGAAAGCAUGCUGAAUUUGUAUCAUAUGCCACCAAGUACCCUAAAACUCCAUCCUUAAUAAUAGACUCUAACUUUUGUGCCAACCAAUGAAUUUAGGCUAACUGGCCUGUAGUUUCCUGUCUUUUGCCUCUCUCCGUUCUUAAAUAGCGCAGUGACACUUGCAGCUUUCCAGACUUCCAGAGCUCUUCCAGAAAUGACUCUUGAAAGAUCUUUAAUAAUGCCUCUACAAUCUCUUCAUCUAUUUCUUUCAGAACCCUGGGGUGUAGUCCAUCUGGUCCAUGUGACCUAUUUAUCUUAGACCGUUCAGCUUCCCAAGCACCUUCUCCUCAGUAACAGCAACUAUGCUCAUUUCCAAUCCCUAACAUUCUCAAAUUUCUGACAUACUGCUGGUGUCUUCUUUAGUGAAUACUGACAGAAAAUACACAUUCACUCAUCCAUCAUUUCUUUGCUCCCCGUUAGUACCCCUCCAGCAUCAUUUUCUAACUGUUGAUAUCCAGUCUUGCCUCUCUUAUAUAUCUGAAAAAACUUCUCGUGUUCUCUUGAACAUUAUUGGUUAGCUUAUCUUGAUAUUCAUUUUUUUCUCUCCUUUUUUAAUUGUCUUCUGCUCGUAUUUAAAAGCUCACAAUCCUCUAGCUUCCAACUAGUUUUUGCUAUAUUGUAUGCUAUUUUUGCUGUCUUUGAACUGCCUCAUCAGACAUGAUUGCCUUGUUCUUCCUUUAGAAUGCUUCACUUUCCUUGAGAUGAAAUGUUCAUGUGUCUUCUGAAUUAUUCCCUGAAACUCCAGCCAUUGUUACUCUACCAUUAUUUCUUCUACUGUCCCUUUCCAAUCAACUUUGGCCAGCUCAUCUCUUGUGCCUCUGUAGUUACCUUUGCUCAACAGUAAUACUGAUAUAUUCAAUCUUAGCUUCUCCCUCUCAAACUACAGGGUGAAUUUUACCAUAUUAUGAACACUGACUCCUAAGGGUUCCUUUGCCUUACGGUCCUUAAUCAAAUCUGGUACAUUAUACAACACCCAAUCUAGAGUUGCCUUUUCCCAAAUGGGCUAGACCACAAGCUGCUUGAAAAAGCCAUCUCAUAGGCAUUCUACAAAUUCCUUCACUUGCAGUCCAAUAUCAACCUGAUUUUCCCAAUCUCCCUGCAUAUUGAAAUCCCCUGAUACCAUUGUAACAUUGCCCUUUUUACAUGCCUUUUCUAUCUCCCAUUUUAAUUCAUACAUCACAUCCUGGCUACUAUUUUCAGGCCUGUAAUAACUCCCAGCAGGGUCUUUUUACCCUUGCAGUUUCUUAACUCUACUCACAAGAAUUCUACAUCUUCCGAUCCUAUGUCACUUCUUUCCAGAGACCAUUUCAUUUUAUACCAACAGUGCCAUGCCACCCCUUCUAACUACCUGCCUGUCUUUUCAAUGUGAUAUUUAUCCGUGGAUAUUUUGCUCCCAGCUGAGAUCUUCCUUCAACCACUAUUCUGUGAAAUCCACAAUGUCAGACUUAACAACUUCUAGCUGUGGCACAAGCUUAUCUACUUUAUUUUGUGUACUGUGUGCAUUGACAUAUGACAUUUUCAUUCUAGUAAUCACCACCCUUCGUCUCAAUUUUGUUUCUAUGAUGCCUAAAGGUAAAUUCUUAUCCUUUUCUGAAAUCUCUCUUAUUCUUUAUUCUAGAGACUUUAGUAUCCUCGCCUCCACUGUCUUUCCCUUUUUAUCCAUACUUCUCCAAGCUAUUGAACCUAUCCCCUACUAAUUAGCUUAAAGCCCAAUCUACAGCCCAAGUUACGUGAUUUACCAGGACCCUGGUUCCAGAAUGGUUCAAAUGGAGUCUGAUCCAUUGGAACAACUCCCUCUUUAAGGGAGCUGUUCCAAUGGGUUUGGCUCCACCUGAAUCCCCAAUAAGGUUAUGACAACUAAUGGAAUAUCUGCCAAUUCCUCUUGUGUGAAGUUAACAAUGCUAAGAAGGUAAGCUCAGGUAAAUUCAGAAUACUGAGCACUAAAGUGUUCAGCAACCAAUUUCUGAAAAAUUGAUGCUCUUAGCCCAAAGCUAAGGCCUGUCAAAACAGAAGGCACCAGGUUGAUUUGGCUGGAGGUUAGAGUAUUUGUUCUGUUGGAAUAUAAAUAAGCAAGCCCACAGUCCAAACUAAAUGCAGAAUGUGCAGUUUAAAGUGUGAAUUACUGGAAAAACAUUCAUUUUUCAGCAAUGGGAACUGUACCUGCUGCAAAUCUGAAGCUGCUGGAAAUCCGAGCAACACACACAAAACGCAGGAGUAACAGAGCAUCUGUGCAAAAAUAAAAGUACCCUACUGCUGAAGGGUUUUGGCCCGAAAUGUCGACUGUACUUUUUUUCCAUGGAUGCUGCCUGGCCUGCUGAGUUCCUCCAGCAUUUUGUGUGUGUUGCAGGGUAGUCCAGCAGGAUUGCCUUUGAAGCAGAAGGACUGUUCCGGAAAUUGGGCAGCUUGACACAGAAAGAGAUUGCUACUGCAGCCAAACUAGUGAAGUAAUGCAAAUCUAUAAUUUUUUUUAAAGAGCGUGAAUUUUAUUGGCCUCUUUUAUUGUUAGAAUAUAUUUGUUUUUAAGUUUUUUAAUCAGGUGUGUAUGUUUUGGGAAUAAUUUAUAGCGAUGAACGUACUAGGUGUCAUUUGUGCGCAUUGUAGCUUUGCUUAGUAUGGAUUAGAGUAUGCAGAUGCUUUAAGGUUUAUAAACUGCAUUUAUUUUUCACUUGGCUUGAAAGCAUGAAAUUAUAAUUCCAAAAAUACAUAAUGUAUAUUUCAAUGAAGGCUUGAAGUGUGAAAUAAAGUGCCUUAAUCUCAA
Molecule: messenger RNA, 6789 nt
Organism: Hypanus sabinus (Atlantic stingray)
Lineage: Eukaryota; Metazoa; Chordata; Chondrichthyes; Myliobatiformes; Dasyatidae
Product: tyrosine-protein kinase HCK-like
Exons: 13
Coding region: 191-1699 (502 amino acids)
Biological process (GO): cell differentiation; cell surface receptor protein tyrosine kinase signaling pathway; innate immune response
Cellular component (GO): extrinsic component of cytoplasmic side of plasma membrane
Molecular function (GO): non-membrane spanning protein tyrosine kinase activity; ATP binding; signaling receptor binding
Source: RefSeq, a predicted model, not a curated record